AUCGGAAUCUCGUGCGGUAUUUAAUUUAAUCCAACGUGUGGCAAUAAACAACUGUUGUUCGAAACGCGAGAACCAGGGUGGAUAACGUGCGAUUUUUUUUUGACGUAAGUCGGGACGAUGCGAUAAUUUUGCGAAAUAAUCCGUGACGUCGAAACGCGAGUGUUCGACGGAUUGUGCGAACGUGUACUGCGCACACGAGCUAGUGUGAAUUAAAUAGCCCGACUUGAGGUUUUUUUCACGGCAAAGCUGGCCAUUAGUACAUCGGCGAUGUUGCACGUAUGCCCGCGUCCCUUCGGUGAAUCUCAGCGAUUGUUCGGGACAGCGAUUCGAUUGAUUAACGAAUUUGUCGCAAAUCGACGGGGAUCGGUUUUCUUCCGCGCGACGAACUCUGGUUUAAUGUGGCGCAAUUUGAGUUAAAACGCUUCUGCGAAGGAAGUUUAAAAUUCCUUGUCGACUCGCGCACACAGCAACGUGGUCUUGUCUGUAUGAUUAUUAAAUUGAGCACUGCCUCAAAAUGGUCUUAAGUCGCAACGACAAGAGGAAGAAGAGAGAAGGAGAUCUGGUCGACCUUAUGGACCCGCUUGCAGAAUCUCCGAAAAGGACCAAAGUUCACGCACAAAGAAAGUUUGCACAAGGUGCAACUACAGUGUUCAAUACAUCACCUACACCGGUCAAGGACAAAGAAAAAGCCAAACCUGCCAAGAUUACCGAAUUAAUAACCCAUAAACGUCCAAAUACGGAAGAUUUUCUAACAUUUUUAUGCUUUAGAGGAACACCCAUUUUACCACCUAGCCUAAAUUUCUUUAAUCUCAGCGUCAAAAAAGAAAAAGAGAAAUCAGAACCUAAACCAUUGCCCACUCCUGCGGACAAGGUGUCAUCUUCCACUAGUGUUUCGGCAGAGCCACAACAACAACAAAAACAAGACACGAGUCAAAAGAGCGUGACAAAAGUAAAGCCUGUUGUGUCAGACAAGAAGAAGAUACCCGAUACAAUACACAAAACCAUUACCAAACUCAAGACAGCAACGUCAACAGUUCAGGCGCUCAAAAAGAAAUAUCAGGAGCAACGUUUGGCCAAGCAGAGAAUAAAAAAUAAAUUCAUAACUACUUGCGUUAUGAGAACCAGAUCUUCAGAGAGGAGUAUGUUGAAGGCCAGUAUUCAAUUGGCGCCGAGAAAAUUCCUGCCUAGAAUUAAGACCAAACGGCACGGGCUGAGAAGCGGCGUGCUGCCUGGCAAGACUAACAAAUCAUUGCCGAAGACAAAAGUUGCGCCGCCACCCAAACCAAAGAAGAAAGUCACGUUAAGGCCGAAAGGUAGCGAUACAUCGAACACGGAUAUGUCGUCGGAAGAGGAAGAGAACGGGAAGGAGGACAACGAGGAAGAGGAGUUACCUACGGAGAAGUCGACGUCCCAGAUAAAGCGCAACGUACAGAGAACUACUCGAAAGAAAAUCUGUACCAGAAGCAAGUCGGAGAUGCGUAGAGUCACGAGAUCGUGCAGCAGCACUCCGCGCGGCGUCUCCACGCAGAAUCUCUCCAGAAGACCCACCAGAAAGACGAAAGAAGCGGCCGCUGUGUACAUGGAGCUCCUCGGACGAAAACUGGUUAGUCCGGAUUUAGAAAACGACGACAACGAUUCGGUCGAGAGUUUUCCCGAAUUGCCGAGUGCCCGUAGAAUAACGCAAACGGAGAACGAGCUCAAAGCCAAGGUGAAACAAAUGCCGACUGUUAGCACACGAGCGACUGUUAGCAAAAGUAAGGAUUCCAAGAUCAGCUCCUUUGCCGGUAACAAGCGAUUGGAUAAAAGCAAGAACACAUUGAUUUUGAGAAGCAAACGUCUGAUAAGAAUGCGGAGAUAUCGCGAAGACGAAAGCGACGAGGAAUCCGAGACCUCGGUAGAAACGAAUCAGACGAGACCCAUCACCAGACAGAGUCUCGGCAAACUCGAUAAACCGAUCAGCAGGAGUCUCAGAUCGUCCACUAAGAACACACCGGUACUGAUGGAAGUGCAAACUAACAACAAACCGAAGACUCAGGUUCAGACUUGCGUGAAAACCGCUCGGGAAAAAUUUAUGUUGAAACGCAAAUACAAUCAAAAUGUAUCAAAAGCGUCGUCAGAUAAGACCGUCGUCGAAUCGAAACAGAAAAUUGUCAAAGGCAAUCGAAACGAUCACACGGAAUCCGAGGAGGAAACGCUAGGAAUGUUGCUAAAGAAAAUCAAAAAAAAGAAAGAAGAUGACGAAGACGAAGGAGAACAUGUUUCUGACAAUGUUGACAAGGCGAAAGAUAGCGAGACGGCGCACAAAGAAGCGCAAAUCACGAAAGAGUCGGACUUGGCGAAGGAAUCGGACGACGAGGAAGAAUCUUUUCGCGGAUUCACAAAGAAGGCGAUAUCGAAGGGUUUGAACUCGUGUCAGACGCACGCUAACGUCAACCUGUUAACUCCGGAAACCGACGACAAGAGUCUCAAGACGUUGCCGGACGUGCCGGAAACGACGGAAACGACGAAUUCGCAAGAGAUAAAAGAGGAAGCGUCACCGGUCAAGGAAACCGAGUCCUCUCCGAUCGUUAAUUUGAACACCGAAUACAACAUGUCUAUACUGGAUGAGAAAUCGAUACCGGACAUGUCCAUUGACACGAAACACUCAUCGCUUCCGCCCACGGAACAAACGAGCAAGAACGUGUGCAAGCACGAGGACGAAAUUUCUUCAAAUCUUAUAAACAUGCCGCUGUCGACGCUGCGUACGAGAAAGGAACGAGUAAACAUGUCGACCGAACAGAUCGAAAAAUGGCUGAACGAGAGUUCCCUCGCCAAAGAGGAGAGUAAGUUGGAGAUGGAGAACGUUUCCACGUUCAGAUACGAUCCCACGGAAAGAUUGAAGGACGUCUCGCACUUGUCCAUCUCGACGAAGAUCCAGCAUUUGGUGCGUCCCGUAAACGUAACGCUCUUAAAAUUACCCUCAGAUAAAAGCGUGAGGGACCGUUUGGGAACAAUGCACAACAGAAAUUUGAUAACCGCGCCAUCCGACGCGCAUAAUAUCGACGUGAAACUCGAAAACACGAUUACUUUGGAUAAAACCAAGAUCGUUACCGAACCGAAAGAAAUAAUCAAGAACAAGUACGAGAAGAUAAAUAAAGAUGUUUCUAUCACCGAGGACACCAACGACACCAUGUCGAAGUCGGAUCAGAACUCGAUGGACGGAUCCGUGGAGAAGAAGUCGCCGGAGAAAAAGAUAUUUCAACCGCGAAAGCCGUUUCUGUCUAAGGUUAAGGAACGUAAGAUUGUGACUCCGAACGUGAAUGCGUUUUCUCCGGAGAACGAGAGCAGCGUUUACGCGUUUGAGAGCGAUACCGAAGUGCCUAUUAGUACACCGUUUAGGAGAAAGAGUAAAGAUACUGCCAAGGAUAUCGCUAGAUCGACCAGCACUCCUACCGCAAUAACUACUUUUACUGCGACUUCCACAGCAUCCGAGGCUAAACUAAUUGCUGAUACCAACAAGACGGAUAUUAAGGACAAUUCCGAGACAAUGGACAGCAAGGACAAACUUUCCGGUGAUGUUGUUAUGCGCGCACCGACGUGCGAGAAGAGACAACAAGAGACGCAAGCGCUAGUGAAUACGGCGGCACCGACUCAGUUGGAGCUCGAAACAAAAGCAACUCCGACUUCGAACAAGUUCGAGUUGCCGAAACAUUUCGCGAAUUUAACUACCGUACAGGUGUUACCGCUCGAUAAGCUCACGACCAGUUGGAGCAACGUAAACUGCAGCGCUUCCAUAGCGGUGCAGGUGAAUCUCGACGAGACGACGCAGGAACCGGAGAUCAACGACGCGGCGAAUCCACAGAAGAGCACCGAAAUAUCGACUCAAACCGAAACGAAUAACGAGAACGAUGACGACAACGACGGGCAAUUGUUUUACAUUCCGUUACAGCCUAUUCGGAGCGGACCGAAUUUGGUUCAGGGGCAACAGCUGAUUCAAGGCGUGGCCGUUAAACUUACGGAAGGACCGACCGGACCUAAUCAGAGGGUGCUUCUUCACGCUAAAUUGGUCACUAAGCCACCCUUGUCCGUGGCGCGUUGUCCUCCGAUAGGAACCGUGCAACCGACAACGCGACCUCCGCCCAAUCCUAUCGCGAUCACGAUGGAACAACAAGUGCCGUCGACCUCGACGACCACGACCGUAUCCACCUCGGUAGCGAAUAUGCCGAGCGCGGAAACAACGCCACAACCAAUAUCACCGGUGAAGAAUGACGUUGCCCUGAAUCGUCCGAACGUUAGUACGAGCACGAGCAAUGUUCUGGAAAAACUCACGAAAUCUCCAAAGUCAGCCAGAGAAAGAAAAACCUCCAUAGAUUCGGCAAAAAGUGGAAAGAGAACGCAAGUGAAGCAAAGCAAACAGAAAGGGUUACACUCCUCCAGCAACACUACAUUCCCAAGUAUGAAAACCUUAGACGACGAAGCUCGCGUGGUCGAAGCGCCGACGUUUCAUCCGACUGAAAAAGAUUUUCAGGAUCCUUUGGAAUACAUAGACAAGAUAAAGUCGGUCGCUGAAAAAUUCGGCAUUUGCAAAGUCGUGCCUCCGUCGAAUUUCAAACCAGAAUGCAAGGUGUCUGAUGAUAUGAGAUUCACUGCUUACAAUCAAUACGUGCACCGCAUGCUUCACAGAUGGGGUCCUAACGUGAAGGAAAUGAUGGCUAUCAAAAAAUAUUUAGCUACUCAAAGUAUCACUUUGACUCAACCGCCAUGGAUUGGCGGGAUGGAAGUUGAUUUACCUCACUUGUACCAAACAGUUCAAAGCUUAGGCGGAUUGAAAGAAGUUAUAGAAAAAAAGAAAUGGCAGAAAGUGGCAGAUGGUAUGAAGAUACCAAAAUCUGCGCAGGAUCGCGUUACUAAACUAGACGAUAUUUAUUGUAAAUAUUUGCUGCCGUACGAUACACUAUCUCCAGAGGAACGCGGAAAAUUGUUCGACGAAGUCGAAACCGAAUGGUUGAAGAAGAAAAAUAAAGCUUUGCAGAGGCAACAGACACCAACCAACGACAAUGACGAAGACGACGAAGAUGACAGUUCCGACGAAAUCGAGGAAUGUAUCGUAAAGGGAAGGAACAUGCCUCUGAACGCUUUUUACCGAAUCGCUCGUAACACGCAACGUAUGUGGUUCGGCGAAAAUCAACGGGGAAACGAGGCCGAAGGUGCUUCCGCGGACGAAGUGGAGAGUGCAUUUUGGAAACACGUCGCCGAAAGGAAACGUCACGUUUGCGUUCACGCGGCGAGCAUCGAUUCGAGCGGCCGUGGAUUCGGCUUUUCCGUUGCCAAAAACAGUCCGUUCGCCAGGCAUUCGUGGAAUCUCAAAGUGCUCACCAACAACGCUGGAUCAGUACUGAGAGCCUUGGGUCCUUUAAUGGGUGUGACCAUACCAACGCUCCACGUGGGCAUGUUGUUCAGCGCUUGCUGCUGGUACCGCGAUCCUCACGGUCUACCGUGGAUAGAGUAUCUUCAUACGGGCGCGAAAAAGAUCUGGUACGGUAUACCGGACAAGCAUAACAACAGUUUCCGAGAAGCGCUCACAAAAAUGGUGCCGCAGUACUGCAAAAAUAAGACCAUAUGGUUAUCGUCCGACACUGCCAUGGUUCCCCCGGAAUUAUUAGUGAGCAACGGUGUGCCGUUGUGCCGCACCGUGCAAGAACCGGGACAGUUCAUAAUCGUGUUUCCGAAAGCGUUCACGUCGAGCAUAUGCACCGGUUACGUCGUGUCCGAGAGUGUGUACUUCGCGCAACCAUCUUGGCUAGAAACUGCCGAGCAAGUAUUUAAAGACAUACAAGACAGUUGCGAACCUUCUAUCUUCUCGUUCGAGAGAUUACUGUUUAAUAUUAUCAACGAUACAAGGUCUCACGUAGACAUAUUGAAACAGAUACUACCAAGUGUGAUAAAGAUUCGUCUGAAGGAGUUGGAUUAUCGUAAACAACUGACAAACGUAGGUCUUGCCAAGAGAGAAAGAUUACCACUGCCAAAUAGCGGGAAGGGAAAGAGAGGGAAAAAGGUGAAGGAAGACGACGGUGAUUUUGAAUGCGAAUCGUGUAGAGCUAACUUGUUUGUUUCGUUGGUGAACAAUUCGCAAGACGACAGCGUUUAUUGUCUACCGCAUGGGUUGCAGUUAAUCAAUCGUAAAAAGCAAGUUUUGAAACAUUGCACUCUCAUGUACACGUACGACGAGGACGAAUUAGAUGAAUUGAUUCACAAACUGGAAAACAGGAUCGAAGCCAAAUCUAAGAAAACUAAUCAAAUAAAACAAGCUAAGUAAUAAAAAUAAGUCUGUUAUUAUAUUUAUAAAGCGUAAAAGUGAUAUCUUUAUUUAUCAUCAUUAAAGAAUCAUUAGGAAACAUGGUUGCAUUUUCAUCUCACGUAUUUCACAAUGAGAGUGACGAAGUUUGCCUGCGUGUACGGAAGGUUAUCGCAAAAAUAAAGUUAUACAUAAAUUAUAUAAAUCUUUUUUAUACGUUAAAGAGAAAUCUCUCGAACAAUUUUACUAUUAAUAAAAUUAUUUCGUUUUAAAUUAAUUUUAUUUAUUAUUUAUUUUUAUUUAUUUUUUUCGUAUAUAAGUUGCGACUCAACUUUUCUUGAAAUAGUAAAUGUACUCACGUAUAAAACACAUUUACACAUUAUUGCGUUAUGCGUGGUGCAGCAUAUACACGUUUGAAAGCAAUUUUCGAAGAACUUUAAUUUAAAAAAAUUACGCGUGACGCUAUACAUACAUUUAUUAAAUAUUAGAACACAAAACAUUUCCAAAGAAGCAAAACGUCAUGUUAUACAUAUUAUUAAUUUAGUUUUUAAAGUUUGUCACGAUACAUGUGUGAAAGGCGCGACUUCGUUGCGCGUGAACUUGACGCGAGGCACUGCCUCUCUUGUCUUUUAUUUUGAAAAUAGUGUAGGAUAAUAAUCUUGCUUAAAAAGAGACAUAUUGUGUGUGUGUGUGUGUGUGUGUGUGUGUGUGUGUGUGUGAAAGAGAUUCUUUAUAUAGUCGUACAUAUUAUUUAUGCCAAAUAUACAAGUAUAUGUGCACACAUAUACUUGUAUGGAUGCAUAUGUGUACAUACAUAUAUGUG
Molecule: messenger RNA, 7097 nt
Organism: Pseudomyrmex gracilis
Lineage: Eukaryota; Metazoa; Arthropoda; Insecta; Hymenoptera; Formicidae
Gene: Jarid2
Product: protein Jumonji
Exons: 12
Coding region: 515-6295 (1926 amino acids)
Biological process (GO): chromatin remodeling
Cellular component (GO): nucleus
Molecular function (GO): histone demethylase activity; DNA binding
Source: RefSeq, a predicted model, not a curated record